ACUGCGUCCCCUCACCCAGACAUCUGUCAGCAUAGUCCUGCUUAUACCUGAUUCCUUCUGUCUACCUGUUUUUAAGGAAACCCUGUCUUGGAAGCAAGUUCGAAUGCUCUUGAUACUUUUGCCUUCAUUUUAGGGCCAGCAGCAGGUAUUCUUUCUUAUAACACGUUUUUCUUGAAUCUGGGCCUCUCCUUACCCCUGGGAAGAUCAGCUGUUUAAGAUCAGUCUAAGGAGGCUGCAGUCCCAUUGGUGCCAGUAGAGAGGGUUGUGGAUUCCUGAGCCCUCACUAUGUGCCAAGGAGUGUCCUAAGAGCUGUCUUGUGUAAUAGGGUAGUGUGAACUCCAGAGAGUCGUGAACAAAGGCACUGCAUUUCUGAGAGCAAACGGGGAGGUAGGUGUGAAGGAAGGGGAAGUGUAUUUUUUCCUGGGUAGAGCUGUGAAAACGCUUUCCUGCCAGCAGCCCAAACAGAAACCGUCUCUUUUACUUGAUUGAAUGACUGUUGUGCAGUCAGACCAGCAGUAAUAUUUAUUGAUCAGGAUCGUUUAUUAUUUGCUGGAGAGAAUUUGAUGUAAGCAGAUCAGAUGACCUAUUUUUAUGGCCCAUCUGCUGGAAUAUGAAAAUAGUAGUGUUAUUUGGGAGUCCCUUCUUCUUCCUUUCCAUUACUGUAUUACAUCUAUUACUUAGAGUAAUAGGAAGGCUGGAUGCUCAGUUAUAGGGUAUGCCAUCGAGAAGAUACCAGCCCUAAAUGGGAGUUGGACAAUUAUUUUGGUCCCUAUCAAUCUUGAUAUUCUAUCAUUUUAAUUUUACUGGUAGUCUAAACUAUUCUACACUGAUGCAGUGUAGUCCAGUAUUUUAAAACCUUCAGAAAAAGACAAUAAUUAGAAUGCCCUGAGAAUCCAAAUUGUCACCCUCUGACCAGCUGAUUGAGAACUUGAAUCAGUCACCAAUAUGCUCAGUGCCAUGUGUCUGAAACUUGUACUGUGAAAAUCCUAAGUACACACCACACCCCUCUUAAAAUUAGGAUAACAGGACCUGAUAAUUUCAGAGAGCUAGAAGUUUUAAGUCAGGACUUUGGGUGCUCUUGCUGAGGCCCUGGCUUUCUAUUGAAAGCCAGGAGGAGUUUUCUCCUAUCUCUUCAAAGAAAAGGUCCGUGUAUGCUUGGUGAAGUGUCUUUUUUUUUUUUUUUUUACUUUCUUUAGGGAAGACAUACCAGAAAAAAAAGGCUUGAGAACCAGCCACCAGGUAGCAGUUGGGUAUGGGAUGGGACAGUUUGCUUCUGCCAAGGUUCAAAUGGUGACCUGCAAACCAAGAGGACCAUAAACAUAUUUGCAUAUACUUAUAAAUAUGCUUGCAAGUACUCAUGGCAUUUGUCAGCAGAGAUGUUGGCUAAGAAUUGCUGAAAAUGAAUUGUUUGGGAAUCUUGUUCUCCAUGGAGUUCUGUUGUAAGAUAAGAGAUGGAAACAUUCACUGCAAACAUUUUGGCCUUUGUUUAUUUAUUUAUUUAGAGCUCAGACGAUCCUCCUGCCUCAGCCCCCUGAGUAGUGGGACUAUAGGCAUGUACCACUAUGCCCUGCAAGUUUAGAACAUCACACUGAAAAACUUAAGUAAAAAUGUUAUAGAUUUAAAGGAAAAAUCGACACUUUUCUGAUAAAAGAUAAAGAAUGAUAUGCUUAAAUAUUAACCAAACAUCUAAAAACUUAAACUGUUGUUUCUGCAGUGAUACCCAGUGGAGAUAAUAAAAUAUACAGAGAGCUGAGUUUAGCAGAGAACUGAAGCUCUUGGCAGGAGGGUUUAUAUCCCUCAGUUGACCUAUAAAUUAUUCAUUAGAGAAGUAGCAAGCACCCACGCUUUUGCAAAUAGAAGUCUUACUCCAAACUUCACCCUUCUUAAGUUAAAAGAAACCCCACGAGUUGUGCAGUGAAUCACUUUGACUUAUGACUUGUGUUCUGGAAGUGCUGCUAGGUGAUAUCAUAGCUCGCUGCAGUGUCCCUGAGUGGUAGGAGAGCACAGCCACCGUGCGUGAGUGUGUGCACGCACACAAGUGUGGGGGCGUGCCUACGUGUGCUGAGACAUGUGGUUGUCCAGCAACAGUUACAUGACAAAUAGCAGUUUGCAACCCUGAACCACAGAGAGAGUUUGUUUUACUGUUCUGCCUGUUCCAGUUCCUUAACUGAUGGCAGAUGUCCUCAUUAAGGGCUAUUAGCACAUCAGAAUGUGUUUGCUGAGCCCAGAAAAGAGCUAACUCCUUUUGGACAUGGACUGAAAGAUGUUAUCUAGGGUAGCCAACCCGUCCUGUUGGUGACGGCAGUAGGGAGUGAGGAACACAAGAGGGCUUGGUAUCCCCUUAAAACUUUCCCGAGAAGCCUUCAGCAUGAGUUUAUGUUUCAGUCAGGGAAUUCCGUAAGAGGAGAAUGUAGAAUCAUAAAGUGGGAUUUGGCUGUGUGUUGAACUACUGUUAUUGUUACCCUGAAAUAGGUGUUUCUUGAUUUCUCUUGGCUGCUCCAGAAGCAUAUGGCGAACUAGGGGAUGGCUGGUUGAUAGGGACCAUUGAUAGCUCCCAAGAAAGAACUCACCAGAGGAGUGAAUGAAGUGGAGAUUCUGGAGGAAAGAGGUUGGAAGGAGGCCACCGCUGGAAUGGUGGAAGUGCAUCAGGAGAGGAGAGGCAGCAGCAUGGCGAGCGUCCUGUCCCGACGCCUUGGAAAGCGGUCCCUCCUGGGAGCCCGGGUGUUGGGACCCAGUGCCUCAGAGGGGCCCUCGGCCGCCCCACCCUCGGAGCCACUGCUAGAAGGGGCCGCUCCCCAGCCUUUCACCACCUCUGAUGACACCCCCUGCCAGGAGCAGACCAAGGAAGUCCUUAAGGCUCCCAGCACCUUGGGCCUUCAGCAGGUGGCCUUUCAGCCUGGGCAGAAGGUUUAUGUGUGGUACGGGGGUCAAGAGUGCACAGGACUGGUGGAGCAGCACAGCUGGAUGGAGGGUCAGGUGACCGUCUGGCUGCUGGAGCAGAAGCUGCAGGUCUGCUGCAGGGUGGAGGAGGUGUGGCUGGCCGAGCUGCAGGGCCCCUGUCCCCAGGCACCACCCCUGGAGCCCGGAGCCCAGGCCCUGGCCUACAGGCCCGUCUCCAGGAACAUCGAUGUCCCAAAGAGGAAGUCGGACGCAGUGGAAAUGGAUGAGAUGAUGGCGGCCAUGGUGCUGACGUCCCUGUCCUGCAGCCCUGUUGUGCAGAGUCCUCCCGGGACUGAGGCCAACUUCUCUGCUUCCCGUGCGGCCUGCGACCCAUGGAAGGAGAGUGGUGACAUCUCAGACAGCGGCAGCAGCACUACCAGCGGUCACUGGAGUGGGAGCAGUGGUGUCUCCACCCCCUCGCCCCCCCACCCCCAGGCCAGCCCCAAGUAUUUGGGGGAUGCUUUUGGUUCUCCCCAAACUGAUCAUGGCUUUGAGACCGAUCCUGACCCUUUCCUGCUGGAUGAACCAGCUCCACGAAAAAGAAAGAACUCUGUGAAGGUGAUGUACAAGUGCCUGUGGCCAAACUGUGGCAAAGUGCUGCGCUCCAUUGUGGGCAUCAAACGACACGUCAAAGCCCUCCACCUGGGGGACACGGUGGACUCUGAUCAGUUCAAGCGGGAGGAGGAUUUCUACUACACAGAGGUGCAGCUGAAGGAGGAAUCUGCUGCCGCUGCUGCUGCCGCAGGCACCCCAGUCCCUGGGACUCCCACCGCUGAGCCAGCUCCCACCCCCAGCAUGACCGGCCUGCCUCUGUCCGCUCUUCCACCACCUCUGCACAAAGCCCAGUCCUCGGGCCCAGAACAUCCUGGCCCAGAGUCCUCCCUGCCCUCAGGGGCUCUCAGCAAGUCAGCUCCUGGGUCCUUCUGGCACAUUCAGGCAGAUCAUGCAUACCAGGCUCUGCCGUCCUUCCAGAUCCCCGUCUCACCACACAUCUACACCAGUGUCAGCUGGGCUGCUGCCCCCUCCGCCGCCUGCUCCCUCUCUCCGGUCCGGAGCCGGUCGCUAAGCUUCAGCGAGCCCCAGCAGCCAGCACCUGCGGUGAAAUCUCACCUGAUUGUCACUUCUCCACCCCGGGCCCAGAGUGGUGCCAGGAAAGCCCGAGGGGAGGCUAAGAAGUGCCGCAAGGUGUAUGGCAUCGAGCACCGGGACCAGUGGUGCACGGCCUGCCGGUGGAAGAAGGCCUGCCAGCGCUUCCUGGACUGAGCCGUGCUGCAGGUUCUACUCUGUUCCUGGCCCUGCCGGCAGCCGCUGACAAGAGGCCAGUGUGUCACCAGCCCUCAGCAGAAACCGAAAGAGAAAGAAUGGAAACACGGAGUUUGGGCUCUGUUGGCUAAGGUGUAACACUUAAAGCAAUUUUCUCCCAUUGUGGGAACAUUUUAUUUUUUAAAAAAAGAAACAAAAAAUAUUUUUCCCCCUAAAAUAGGAGAGAGCCAAAACUGACCAAGGGUAUUCAGCAGUGAACCAGUGACCAAAGAAUUAAUUACCCUCCGUUUCCCACAUCCCCACUCUCUAGGGGAUUAGCUUGUGUGUGUCAAAAGAAGGAACAGCUCGUUCUGCUUCCUGCUGAGUCGGUGAAUUCUUUGCUUUCUCAACUCUUCCAGAAAGGACUGUGAGCAAGAUGAAUUUACUUUUCUUUUAAAAAAAAAAAAAAAAAAAAAAAAAGACUUUCUGGCUGAUGGGUGACUCAGAGUGCAGGACUGCCUGGCCGCGGGGCAGAGGGGUUUGCCCUUCUCGGAGGGCACCUCCUGUUCCCUGUCUGAGCAUCCUGCAUGGAAGUCAAAGGAAAUCCCUUUCUUGGUGACGACUUAAAUCUGGGUUCCCUCAGACAUUGGGUUGCACCCCAACAAAUAUUAAAUGGCUUCUUCUUAAAGCCCAGAGAAAGAGGUUUUUUAAAAGACUGUCGCCAAAUAGCUGAGCCAAAAGGCUGAUCAGAAUUCACUUUUUGGAAUGUGGCAGUUAAACACUACCUUGAUCAUUCUCUUCUCUUUCCUCGAGGAACUCCUGGAGGGUUUGAGUGUCUGGAAACUCUCUGCUCUGACCUGAGGAAGCACCCUCCUGACGCCGCCUUCCUCCGGUUAUGGAAAGGACGCCUCAGAAAUGCUUUGUUUUCUUUUAUGAUGUAUUCAGAAGCCUUUACUGAUUAAAGUUUUCUUAUAUUUGGGUGGCCAGGAGAGACCCAGGGAGGUUCUGGAGGUUCCUUUCUGUCUCCUGGCCCCACCAGGGAUUUCCCCAUUUCUGUUUGCUGCCUGAAAGCAGGAUGAGGAAGGCCAAGCAGAGUCCUUGCACCCGUGAGCGUCAGGAUGAGGAAAUGACAGGAGGAAGACGUGGGUUUGGGUUAGUGGCUGCUGGCGUUUUGGCCCUUGGUGUUUCUGGAGCCUCCAGGGAUCUAGGGGAGCCUGGGCUGCGUGCAUGUCGAUAAGCAGAGCUGUUCUUGUGGAGAAGGAGGGAGGGCUAGGGAGUUUAGCACCAUGCCAACCAGCCGUGCGCAAAGACAGAGUGAGCCACGCCCGGAUGGCAGGGCACGUUUCUGUUUUGGUGUCUCGCUUUCCUCCCAGCGUGACUUAUUUGGGGAUUCCUCAGGGCCUGCUGGAAUGUGACCGCCCACUGCCCAGCUGCCUCGGGUACAAGUCCUGGCCCUAUGUCCCAGCUGUCAGGGGCUCAGGGAAUCCUGACCAGCCACCUGUCCUGGGAUGGAGUGUCAGCAUCCACCCCUUGGUUGUCAUCGAGGCUGCCCUCCCAGUCCUGGGUGAAGAUAUUUGGGCCACCAGGGCUCCCUUGGCCCCUUCAUGUAGGAAAUAGACAUGUGCUUUUUAAUGCAGGACACUUUGAGUGUUACAAAAUCUGUAGACCUGGCAGUAGGGGCAUGAUGUUGGGAAGGGUGUAGUACCCUAGUUUGGUGACAGAAGGGACAGACACUUAUGCACAGGUGUCUUUGGUGAUGGGGUAUAUUUUUAUAACUUAGUAAAAAAAAAAAAAAGUGUAUGUGGAAUUCUGUCUCUUGGUAAAGCUCAAAGCCAGGCUAGCCUGAGGUGGCGCAGGGCUCUCCUUCCUGUCCCUUCGACCUCCUUGAGAAUUAAGAGCUGGCAGCUGCUGAUGGUGUUUCCCGACCCCCCUCACUUCCCAAGACGACCCCCAGCUUCAGGUCCUCAUGGGGAGGGGAGGGCGUGUUCUUGACACAUGGGAACUUCGCUCAGGAGGGCCUCCCCUUCCCCUCUCCCUCAGAGUUUUCACUGCCCUCUCGUCUUUAGAAAGCUGUUUGAAUUCCCCCCGCCCCCAGUUUGGACCGUGUAGAUAUAACUGGAUAUAUGGAUUUUUCUUUGUGCAGGCUUCUUAUGCCAUUGGUAUACAGGGCAGGAAAGGAAGGAGGAAUAAAGGGAGGGAGCAGUGUGGAAAGCAUGGUGGUUUUGCUUUGUUCUUAUUAGGUUUUGGUGCCGCCUUCCCUGCCUGCACUUGUGCCCCCUCUCCUUGGCGCUGGCGGCCUCCUUGCCUCCCUUCCACCCGUGCUGCCAUCCCGUGCCUGUAGAGUUGGUUCUUCACACGUGCUCUGUUCUCGGGGUUGUUCCAUUCAUGCCUUCUUGGAGGGUGAGGGUGGCUUGGAAACCGACCCAGUGAUCGCGCCUACUUUCUUCUUUGUAUCUCCCUCCUUCCCAGCCCACCGGGCCGCAGACUCUGAUGGAAGGAAGGUGCCGCAGGUGGGCUUUUAGAAACUAACGGGACUGGUUUUCAAAGCAGUUAUCUUGGGAAACUGUUUAUUCCAGUGAUGUGACUUUUUUCAGAAUAUUUCUUGGAAUCACCUUCAGAGUCUGGGGCUGUGUGUUGAGCAGCCUUAAGGAUGCUAGACACUCAUUUAGUGUCCAGGGAGUCCAGCGAAUGACGUCUGUGGCCAAGCGAGGUCUAGGUGCAAAGCAAAAGGACCCUUUAAAGUAAAAUAGCUUGGAUUCAAUCAUGUGACUUUUAAAUUGGCUCAGAAAGCAAUUUUGUAAUUUCGGAGAGUGUUUUGAGCCACGGCCACGUUGUCGUUGUGAGUCUAUAGCUUGACUCCUUAGAGAACAAUAUUCAUUUGGAUGUGGAGACUCUGAUUUGCUGAGAGGAAUCUGUCCUGUUACUUUCUGGUCAUCCCAGGUUCUGACUUUUACCAGGGGCAAAAAAAAAAAAAAAAAAAAGGGAGAUAAAUCCCAUCUGUGAGUUUGUCUUAUUGGCGCCUUUUUCCUCAGCUGUCUUCCAAGUAUUAUUUUUACUGUUAAAAAAUUUUUUUUAAAAUGUGAAAUGUAAUGUUUUUACAGCAACAAUAUGAAAUAUAUUUUAUAAGGAAUAAAAUGGUACCUUGUCUGA
This is a messenger RNA of Pongo pygmaeus (Bornean orangutan), 7332 nucleotides long. It is a transcript of the gene ZNF395, whose product is annotated as zinc finger protein 395. Gene Ontology annotation, biological process: regulation of transcription by RNA polymerase II. Bases 2632 to 4203 code for a protein of 523 amino acids. Gene Ontology annotation, molecular function: RNA polymerase II cis-regulatory region sequence-specific DNA binding; DNA-binding transcription factor activity. The transcript is spliced from 10 exons. Gene Ontology annotation, cellular component: nucleus. NCBI's taxonomy places the organism in Eukaryota, Metazoa, Chordata, Mammalia, Primates, Hominidae. The record is from RefSeq and is a predicted model, not a curated record.